Molecule: messenger RNA, 1080 nt
Organism: Rubroshorea leprosula
Lineage: Eukaryota; Viridiplantae; Streptophyta; Magnoliopsida; Malvales; Dipterocarpaceae
Source: the annotation of a GenBank genome assembly
GCAUUUUUUUUAAGUUUCUGUGUUCAUUUAUCAAUAUAAGCAAAUGUCUGUUGCUGGGCUUCGGGAGCUCUUACUUUCAUUUAAGAAGGCUACCGGACAAAAACCACUAAGGAUAAUCUUUUACAGAGAUGGGGUCAGUGAGGGCCAAUUCUAUCAGGUUCUAUUAUAUGAACUCGAUGCCAUUCGUAAGGCUUGUGCAUCACUAGAACCUGGUUAUCAACCUCCAGUAACAUUUAUUGUGGUUCAAAAGAGGCACCACACUAGGCUAUUUCCAAGCAAUCACAAUGACAGAAGCAGCAUCGACAAGAGUGGGAAUAUUUUACCUGGUACCGUGGUGGACUCUAAGAUCUGUCAUCCUACCGAGUUUGACUUCUUUUUAUGCAGUCAUGCAGGAAUCCAGGGGACUAGUCGACCUGCUCAUUAUCAUAUUCUCUGGGAUGAAAAUAAUUUCAGUGCUGAUGAGAUACAAUCUCUGACAAACAACCUCUGCUACACGUAUGCUCGGUGUACGCGAUCAGUUUCAGUAGUGCCCCCGGCUUAUUAUGCUCAUCUAGCAGCCUACCGAGCACGAUUCUACAUCGAACCUGAAGCCUCAGAAAAUGCUAAAGCACGAUGCACACGCACAACCAGUGGAUCCUGUGUCCGCCCUCUACCGGCGUUAAAAGAGAGGGUGAAGAGUGUGAUGUUCUACUGUUAGCGGGGAGAUCAAUUAGCAAAUGGUGCAGUGUCUAAAGCAAAGUGAAAGACCAAAAUCUGUACAGUACAUGCAUGUAGUUUUCGUCCGUAGAAAGGUUAUGCACUGAAAAUUUUGAAAGUGCAACCAAACAGCGUUUCCCCACUGACUGUAACUCUUAACAGAAGGCUAACAAAAGUAGAGUCCCAUUUGUAUCUUAGACUUUACCUUUUGGCUAGGAUUAACUAUUUAGGAAACACAGGACUUUCUUAGCUCUCAAUCUUUUUAAGAAUUCAAACUUAAGAACUUUCAAAACUUCCAUCGUUCUCCUAAAGAUUUGUCAAGAUAAUUUUCCCUCGGUAAUCAGUAUGAACUUGAAUAUUUAACAUUAAAUCCAGCAGACAAAU